Molecule: messenger RNA, 129 nt
Organism: Racocetra fulgida
Lineage: Eukaryota; Fungi; Glomeromycota; Glomeromycetes; Diversisporales; Gigasporaceae
Source: the annotation of a GenBank genome assembly
UUGCAACUUCAAGUACUUGAAGUUAUAACUUUAUGCAGGGGUGAUUUCAAGCACAGUAUUGUGCUUGAAGUUGAUCUCGUGCUUGAAGUUGAUCAUUGCUUGAAGUUACAACUUCAAGUAGAAGAUUAA